AUGGAUCUUCACCAACGUACACAUCAGGAGAAUUUAGGAUCAAUUGGCUCGCAAUUGCAUGGUAUUCCGGUCGACACGACUGGGUCGUCAUCGUCGACACCUAUGCUGAAUGCGGGUCGCACUCCUGCGACAAAGCCAACUUCGCUUUUGGAUAAUCUAGGCACACAGCGUUCUAGUUCGCCGUUUCUGACUAACGGGGAUAACUCGUUUUUCGCACGGCAGGCAUCAUCGGUUCAGCAACAGCAGCCGCAGCAGCAACAACAGCCUCAAAUGACGCCCAGUCAUAGCUAUGGCGGACUGCAUGAGAUUCCGGGGUCGACUUCGGCUCCGCUGCUCGACUGGGGUAGUGGUAGUGGUAUUGGCCAAGGCUCCAUGUUGGAUGUUGCAUCGGCCUCAAGCAACGGUUUUGCUAGGGUCCCGCCAGGACCACCGCCGCCGCCGGGCGUUUAUGGGUCUCAGCUGCCGGUAGUCGAGUCACAAUGGAAAUAUAUAGAUUUCCAGGGUGUUAUCCAGGGUCCUUUCCCCUCGCAAGCUAUGUCCAAUUGGUACCAAGCUGGCUAUCUCCAGUCGUCGUUGCAAAUCACUCGCAUUGCAACGUCUCCUGAGCCUUUCGGAAUCAAUGAUGCUUUCACUCCCUUGGGUGAUUUGAUUGCGAAAGUGGGCGACUUUUCAGAUCCUUUCUCGAAGUUUGAUUUUAUCGUGGCUCAAGCGCAGGCUCAAUUCCAUGCACAGUAUCAGCCAAAUGAGCAUCUUCCGUCGCAUACUCCAACUAUCCACCGUCCAACUCUCUUCGAUGAUCUUGCCUUGGAUAAGAAGGAAACUACCUAUGUUUCCGCCCCAUUACCAUCUAACGUUCAGAAUGCUACCACGUUUCUAAAUGGAUCUGACUUUAAUAUUGAGGCUCCGGACUACACUCAUGGCGAAUUACUGCGGAUGCGUGAUAGUGAUGGAGGCUACUACCACGAAACGGUUUCCCAGGUCCCCAUUGAUAAGUAUAUCGAAAAGGAAGCCGCAAGAUCUAGAACUUCUGAUGCCCCACUUUUCAAAGGAAGGCACAAACUAGAUCAAGAAGCUGUUCAAAGGAGACGCGAACAUGAACUCGCUGUCAAGCAAAAGCAGUACGAGCAGGUAACACCUAUAGAGAGUGUCACUCAAGAAUCGUUACCGGCGAGUGAGGAAACUGUGGUGGCAGUAAACGGUUAUGAACCAACGCAGGUUGCAUUUACUGAAUUAGAGGGUAUUGCAAAACAGCGUCAGAAGCAACAAGAAGAGGCAGAGCGUCGUGGAAUCGCCGAUGAGGCUGCUCGCCAGCAUUUGUUGGCCCAGGAAAAAGAACUUGCUGCUCGAGAACAGCAGGAAGCAGAGGAACAGGUCAAGCGUGAAGAACAGGUCAGACGCGAAGAAGUGGAGAAAGCUCGUGCGGAGGCAACUUCAUCGAGAGCAUCUACCCCGGCACUUUUAUCUGCCAAACCUGCCCCUUGGGCCAACAAGGGAAACCCAGCCUUUACAGCACCCUCGUUAGCUGACGUUCAACAGAAGGAAGCUGCCCAGCGGGCAAAGCGUAAGCAAGAACAAGAACAACAGACGCGGGAGCUUGCGGUGAAACUACAACAGCAAGUCAUGAUCGAAGAAUCCAGUAAGCCAAGAAUUGAUUCGAUCGCGUCAUGGGCGAGCAAGAAGAAUGGUAUUUCUACCCAAGAUCAAUUGAAAGCCCCAGUAAAAACGAUUGAACAAAUUCAAAAAGAGCAAAUGGAAGAGAAAAAGUUUUUGGAAGAGCAGAAACGACUCUGGGAAGAAGUUCAAAGGAACGCCAAGCUUGGUGCGUCUAACCCUAGCACCUUAACUAAUGAAUGGACCACUGUCUCCAAAAAGCAGGCAGCUGUCAAUAAAGCUGGUAUUGCCAACAAGUUAUCCAAACAACCAAGUGCAAAUCUAAAUCCUGAGAAGCUUCGCUCUAUGAGUGCAAACCAAGCCAAACAAGUAGGUUCUUCCACCAGCAUCCCAACUUUAAAGACAAGAGCUGUUGCUGCUCCUGCAAAACCUACAUCCAAUUACGUUGGAAACGCGUCGACUUCGUUGCGUCAAGAGUUUUUGAAAUGGAGCAAAUCACAGCUUAAGUUGUCAGCUGACGUAAAUGUGAAUGGUGUUUUAGACGUUUUACUCAGUUUGCCAGCUGGCCCAGAAUCCAAGGAAAUCAUUGCCGAUACAGUUUAUUCCAACAGUCCAUCCAUGGAUGGAAGACGAUUUGCUACUGAGUUCAUAAAAAGACGUGCCGAAUGCGAAAGCAAACUCACGGAUUCGAUGUCUUGGAGCGAAGCUUUGUCGAUGCCCGAGGGCAAUGCUGAGGAUUGGGAGUUCCAGGUUGUUGGCAAGAAGAAGAACAGAAAGCAUUAA
Messenger RNA from Lachancea lanzarotensis, 2394 nucleotides. RefSeq names its product LALA0S04e05314g1_1. NCBI's taxonomy places the organism in Eukaryota, Fungi, Ascomycota, Saccharomycetes, Saccharomycetales, Saccharomycetaceae. The record is from RefSeq and is a predicted model, not a curated record. The coding region runs from base 1 to 2394 and encodes 797 amino acids. Gene Ontology annotation, molecular function: protein binding. The transcript has a single exon.